GCCUUUGUUUUAGUCAUUCCGGGAUCUACAAAGCGUAGUAUUCACCAUUGUCGGCUACAUGAUGGGUUAGAUGGUUCUUUCAGCAUGCACAUGGCGCGCUCCCCUCGGGGCUUUGGUCUCGUUAUCCUCAUGUCUUUUGAUUCCCUCAAGCUUGAUACCUAGUCAAUGAUAGCUGAGGAGAUCCGUCUUACCUCACGUCAUCGUACCUACACUGUAGGUAUGCCAGAUGGUGGUGGUGGUGGUGGUGGUGGUGCUUCAACAAGCUCACAGGGCAGGCCGCAUUGCCAUGUACAUUGCUCAUCUGGCAGCCAGGCGCCAGCUAUGUACGCAUGUACAGAGCAUUCUGUCCACGCACGCAAGAGGUCUUUUCAAAGUCCAUCAAGAUCCAGUCAUCAAAGUCACCCGGAAGCAACCGACACGCCGAUUUCGCAGGCUAUGGUAAACCCAAAAGGAGUCACUUCAGGCCAGGUCGUGACACGCCGCUCGCCUGAUCCGCGGCUGGCUGAGAAUUGUCCUAUGGCAGACAAGCAAAAGCGAGACCAAACACAGCCCCAGGAAGAAGAACAAGGCAAGGGGGUUUCAGUCAGCUGCUGGCUGCAUGUGCAUUGUCUCUUAUCCCGUCGUCUGGGCGGGUGACAGUCCGGCAUAUCAUGUGGGUUGCUGGAGUUACGUAUCGAAAAGGGAGGUGGGGUUUGUUUAGUUGACUUCGGGGGUUUACGGCAACGCCUGGCUCAUGUGGCUUUUGGAACUGUUUGGAAUCGUGUAGUUAAAAGCGAACAUAGCCAUGAAUGCUUGAUUGUUGCGAACCCGGUGUAUCAAGCGUUCAUGAUUGUGAAAUUGUGGAGAGCAGAAUGAGC
Neurospora crassa OR74A is the source of this 857-nucleotide messenger RNA. RefSeq lists its product as hypothetical. Bases 166 to 636 code for a protein of 156 amino acids. NCBI's taxonomy places the organism in Eukaryota, Fungi, Ascomycota, Sordariomycetes, Sordariales, Sordariaceae. The record is from RefSeq and is a predicted model, not a curated record. The transcript has 2 exons.